UCUCUGCGCGUGCUACUGCCAGUUCCGUGUCGGCCGCGAGUUUACCAGCCACGCACUGCCUGCACACGCUAUAUCCAACGCCGGGCUGCAACGAUGUGACUCUUUUAGCUUAUUACAAAACGCUUUUUCAGCCUCUAAUACCAACCCAGCACUGAGCGACGCAAAGGAAUUCAUAGCGGGUCACUGUCUGAACAAACAUGCUUUCAGAUUUGUGUUCCAACUGCCUUGAAACGGAGGCAAGAAUGAAAUCGCAGUGGCAGCCUCAGGUAGUGCCGUGACUCCAGCUUGUGAUCUCCCGACCUCUGUGACCUUCGAGUCGAGAUGGCGACCCAGCGAAAGCACCUGGUCCGUGAUUUCAACCGGCACAUCACCUGCUCAAUUUGCCGUGGAUAUUUGAUCAAGCCCACUGCUGUCACAGAAUGCCUGCACACCUUUUGUAAGAGUUGUAUUGUUCAGCAUUUUGAAGAGAGCAAUGAAUGCCCGGAGUGUGGAAUACAGGUCCAUGAAACCAACCCCUUAGAGAUGCUGAGACUAGAUAAAACCUUAGAAGAGAUUAUCUUCAAGCUGGUGCCUGGACUAAGAGACAAGGAAGAACAACAGGAAAGUGAGUUUUGGAGAAAAAAUAAACUCAAAUCAAAUGGAGAAGAUGGCCCAAGGGCUAAGAAACCUUGCUUGAGCGAUGAAGAGGAAGAUGAUGGAAAGGGUGGAGACUACCACAGAAGUGAUCCUCAGAUCGCUAUUUGUCUGGACUGUCUACGAAACAAUGGCCAGUCUGGAGAAAGCAUAGUAAAGGGUUUAAUGAAGAAAUUCAUCCGUUGCUCCACUCGUGUUACAGUGGGAACCAUUAAGAAGUUCCUCUGUGUAAAAUUGAAGAUGCCAAGCUCUUAUGAGCUCGACGUUCUAUGUAAUGGCGAGAUCAUGGGCAAAGACCACACCCUGGAAUUCAUCUACCGCACUCGAUGGAGACUACAGGGAGAAAGCGUAAGUGCUUAUCCCAUGGUCCUCGAAUACCGUCCACGGAUCGACUUCGGUUAAAUAGCACUUAAAGCUUUUUGGAAGUUCCUCCAAUCUGUACAGACUGAUGUCACGAGAUAGACAGUUAAACAAAAAGCAAAAUAACAGAAUGAUUGUGCCUCAGAAAGACAACAACACAAAGCCCCACGACUGACAGGACUGCUCUCUUCUUCCUGUGCACUGCUUCAGCAUUAUCCGUGUUUCCUCCCUCCUUCGUGUCCCUGACUGACAGGUGAGGCUCCGCCCACUGGCACAGCAUCAAGUCUAAUGACGUUUCUCCAAAGCUUUCCCCGCAUGUUGUCUCUAUGACGACGCCUUAGCGUAGGGCAGCCUGUUGGGAUUAUGUGACAGCAAUCUAGCACAGACAGUAAGCUAAAACACAUCCCAAAAACAGCAACCUGGAUAAGAGAGGAGAAAUUUUAGGAUGAGGUUGGAAUUAUACUUAAGAAGAUAAGAGGAUUUAAUUGAUUUUAAAUUAUGGUUUUAUUAGACGUUUUGUCUGAGAGUUUGCACUAGAGACAAAUCCAAAUGUCUCGCCGUAUUGUUGCUAUGCUAUCUCGGUUUCAUUCUCUCUCCUUUUCUACUGUUAGGUCUUUUUCCUCCUUGUUCUUACCACCUUCAUUGUUUUUAUAAAUUCAGUAACACUUUUUCGUGUUACCCUCUCUGUCCCUUUCUUUUUCUCGCUCUCACAUGCACAUUAACUCUGGUUUUCUCUGGCUUGUUUCAUCUUCCCUCACACGCUCUCAUUUUUCUCCAAUGGUGUUUUUGGCUUUGGUCUGGAGUAUUGAUGGAUCUCAUUCAGUUGGAAUUGAAUGAGAGGUCUAUAGAUGUCCCAAAAUAACUGCACUGAAAGGCACUCUGUGUAAGCGUUUCUCCCUCACACUAAUCUAACGCCAAAUCUUACAUUUACCCAAACUAGAUUUUUAUCUCAUUUGAAAUGGCAUUACAAUAACUAAUGCCAGACAUGCUUAAAACAGCAAAUUACUGAGAAGUGUCAUUUUUUCAAUGAACAGGAAAUGACUGAGGAGCACCAGCUGUAUCUUGAGCAGAACAGCUUUGGCUCACAGUCUGUUAGCAGUAAACAUUCUGUUGUUUCCUGUUUAAUUAGAAACUAUAUUUAAAUGCUCAUAAUAAGAUAUUCCAAUGAAAUCCUCAUCACCUCAACAGACUAAUUCAUUUUGACCGCUGCACCCAUGACUGAAUGUCAAUAAUGUCUCUUUUCCAGUGUAUUUUGAGUGGUUUGCUCUUGCAAAAUAAGACUGUAGUUUAAUGUGUUGAUGCUGAAAUAUUUGAAUCAGAAUUAUUGAGACAAAAACAUAUUUUCAUUAACAAUGCAGAGGGAAUAUACAGUUAUUUCAUAUUUGAAAAAGAUUUGAUUUAUAUAUUUAAAAUUACUUAAAAUAUAUAGAAAUCAGACUUGUUUCUGAAAGGAUGUGAUUCAGAAAACAGCUAUGCAUAGGCCAGUGAUUUGAUAUAGAAAGGGAAUUAAAGGGAUAGUUAAACCAAAAAUGAGAAUUCUGUCAUCAUUUACUCACCCAUUUGUCAUUUCAAACAUGUAUGCCUUUUUUUCUUCUGCAGAACACAAAAGAAGAUAUUUGGAAGAAUAUUGGUAACCGAACAGCACCGCCACCCUAUUGUAUAGGCACUUCUAUUGUAUGGGCAUUAAACCAAUGCAAGUGAAUGAGUGGCGGUUACCAACAUUCUUCAAAAUAUCUUAUUUUGUGUUCUGCUGAAGAAAAAAGUCAGGUUUGAAAUGACAAUGAUGACAGAAUAUCCAUUUUUGAUCUGACAUUUUUUAAACUGCUACUUCAGUAAAUUGAUCAAGUAAUUGUCAUGUUUGUAAUUCAAUCAUUAUAUUGUUUUAAAUAUUUUAGUACUGGGUGUUUCAUGUCUUUAGUUCUGAUAGUUUAAAAGGUUAUAGGAGGCAAAGGGUUAACUCUUAAGUCUGUUUACAUUAUAAUGUCAGUGGUUAAUGUAUGUGCAGUAGCCUUUAGUUGAAAUAUUACAUUUAAGCCUAUAUUUAUAACACCAGGUUAACACCAAACUGAAAGUUGCCAAACAUAUUUAGUAACAUUUCCAGAAUGUUUUUUUCAUGAGUGUUUUACCAUUUUAAGGCAUUGAGCUUGGCUAAACCCGAUUAUACUCCACAAAAUCAUAUUUGAUGGUGCAUAUAGAAAGAGUAGAUAAAACAAUUCCUUUGCUUUCGGUCAUCUCAGGGGGUGAUAACUGGUGAAACCAGGGUUUGUUCAAUGUUCUCUGGUAGGAAGGCUGUCAUUAACAAUGAGUUUUCAAAGGUACAAGUAAAUACAGCAAUCAGACAAUUUCUCAAAAACAUGUACAGUACAAUAGUGGAAAUAUCAGAUCUUUCUGAUGACUCAUUUACAACUUAAUGUCUUAAACACUUAAUGUCUGAUCAGCAUCAGUUUUACCAACAUGGUCUACUGCAAUAGAUCUUAAAAAUCUUGCAUUUGCACUCUGUCUGUUCAGCAGUGGAAUUCUUCAUGUUGUUGUUUAGGACAAAGGCCACUGGCUGCUCUCCAAAAUCCAAGUUCCUCCCCACAAAAAAAUGCAAAUCAACUAUAAAGUGUCUUUGAGCUCUGAUUAUGAAUACAAUGUAUUUUUGUAUGUUAAAGCACUUAUGUAUAUUUGAACCUAUAAUCAUAAAAUUUUAUGUCAAUGCUUGUCUUUUUCCUAAUAGAUGAUGCUGCUUGGGGUAAUUUAUUUGUUUUUUAUACUUCUCGUUGCCUGCUAUGUGUUCCCCUUGUAAAUGGUCUCAUUGUACAUGAAAAAGCUUCCUAAUGCUAUUCAUGACCUAUUAUUAUUAUUUAAUUACUAAACAUUAAAUAUUAAAAAACAUAAUGGGAUUUUCUCCUUUUUUGGGGUGCUGCAAAGAUUAAUUACUCUGUAUCAUGCCGGUACAAGGACAUUUUGAUGGCGCAAUAAAUAAUAAAGCUGUAAUGUUAUGGAAAUUAAGUAAAUGUUUUAAAUAUAAUCUUGUACUAUUGGUGGGUUUCUAUGUCUUUAAACGAUAGAUUAAAUUUUAGAUUUCUAAUGAAAGAAA
Messenger RNA from Triplophysa rosa, 4075 nucleotides. RefSeq names its product polycomb group ring finger 5a (gene pcgf5a). The transcript has 9 exons. Bases 322 to 1035 code for a protein of 237 amino acids. Gene Ontology annotation, cellular component: PRC1 complex. Gene Ontology annotation, biological process: regulation of transcription by RNA polymerase II. Lineage: Eukaryota; Metazoa; Chordata; Actinopteri; Cypriniformes; Nemacheilidae. The record is from RefSeq and is a predicted model, not a curated record.